GGAUGCGGGUGUUGGGGUGCAGAGCCCGGGGCUGGCAGGGGUGCGGGGUGCUGCUGGUGGUGAGCCACCCCUGCAGGUCGCCCCUCUCUGCGCCGGGGAUGUGGUCUGGGAGCUGCCAGGCAACUUUGGAUAGUUGGGUAAAGCAAAUGCAAUAGCUGGGGGUGCAGGUGCCUGGGGGUUGCAUGCAAGCUGGGGUGGCAGCGGUGCUGUGGCUGGUGCUUGGCAGCGGCCAGGCUGGCAGAGCCAUGCCAGCUCUCUGGGUGGGACUUGGAAUGAACUGUUUUGUUGAAAAAGACUGUGGAAAGGAGGAGCCCCAAGAAUUUCUGAGGUUGGUUUUGUUCAAGAAGGAAAUACCGGAGGGGGUGCGGUUUUGGUGCAGCCGGGACGAUAACCAGAGGCGAUGGGGUGGCACAGGACAGCAUCCGCGGUGAAGCUCCUUUUCCAACGGUGCCAAACCCUUCCAGCCAACCCAGCUGUGCCGUUCACUCGCGGGGUGCUCAGGGAUGCUGUGCUGGUCUCACACCGCUGCUCCAGCCGCUCGCAGUCAGGAGAGGAAAAACUCCCCAGGUGCCCAGGUCUGGUGCCCAGCCAGGACCGAUAACUGGGGUGGGGGCUGCGGUCGCCCAAGGAGCACAGUCCCCCGGGUGUGCCGGUGGCCUGUCCCCAUCCCCACAGAGGGCUGUCCCAGCACGCUGACCCAUGUUGCUUGCUCUGAUCGAGGGGCACUUGGCUUACUCCAGCAUAGCAUAUUGCCUAAUCUCCUGUCAAUAAUUAAUUGCGGCAAGACCUGUGAAGAAGGCCACUUUCCGGUAGGCUGGGAUGGCACAGAGGUGCAGCACAGCAGGACUCAGCCGCGGAGGCAUGAUGAGUGUUUUUCUGCCACCGCCUUGCUUCGACUCGCCAUUUCCAGGGAAAUGUGAUUAUCCCUGGCGUCAGCGCAGCCCCACGAGGCGCCUGCCGGGGGAUGAUGCUCGGACAUAGUGUGGCCCGGCCCUGACCCGAAGUGUCUUCCUGAGCACGGAGGAAAUGCCGCCAACGAGGCGAUGGCACGGUUUGGGCUGGGCCGGGGCUGGGCAGUGGGUGCCUGUGUCCAUGUCGGUGUCUCCCGAGGGUCCGUGCCACCGGGGGAGGCAGAUACUCGCCCCGCUGGGGCGGUGAGUGGGUGUGGAGCUGGGCACGCAAUAAACUGGUUUCUCCGUCUGCCAGACUGACUUGUUUUGCCCAUCAGUGGGAUGGAAGUGGCUUCAAAUGCCAGGCUGGGCUUUUCAGGACGAGUCUAAAGGAGACUGUUUUUUCUUAAAAUGUAUAAAAUUCAGCCUGCAAAUCACAGUCUGUGGCUUGCUGAUAAAUACUGCUCUUACUCAGCUCCCACCUUCCUCUGGGCACUUGGAUUUUGCCCUGUCGACAUGAGAGUUUUAUUGGCAGGACAGCUACCAUGCCGUACAGCUCCCCAAGCUCCCUCCUGCCCUGCAUCUUCCCCCCGCCUGGGCUUGGAUUGCAAAAGCUCCCGUAGCUUUUUCCUUUUUUUUUUUUUUCUUUCUUUUCUGGUAUAAGAUGGUUGUAGAGAGAAAAAGGCUUUAAUUUGGUUUGAGUGCUGGUGCUGUGUGGGGACUUUAAGAGGAGUUUGUACUUCCCCUUCCUCUUCCCUCCCACCUCCAGACCCAGAUCAUGUUCUGGCAGCUUGCUCAAAAUCAAAGGCUUUCUUAAAAAAAAUAAACAGCAAGAGAAUUGACCCUUUAAAGGUGGAAUAUUCCCUCUUAGUUUUUUCAAACCCGGAUGGUCUGCCUAGGCAGGAAUACCAGACCCAGCCCAGCUGUCCUGUGCAGCCUCUGUGGGUAGUUCUCACAGCGUUUAACCGAGCGGGUCCGUGUCACAGGACCGUGUCUCUUCUGGGCUCUGCGCCUGUGGAUGUACCAGCACCGGGAAGCUCGGCUCCAGCUCCAUGGAGCCAAGUGCCAGCAAUCAGAUUUCAUCCUCUCUUGUGUGCAUUACUGAGGUGUUUUGGAGUUUUCACCAGUGACAGCGUUGCACAGAUGUUGCACAAGUCCUGAAUGCAAGUGCCUUUCCCAGGAGGGCUUGUCGCAAGGAGGAACCUUCCAGAAGGAGGAAGGGGAAACGGUUAUUGGAGGGAAACCAAAGUGUUCCCAAGGCUGCAGAUGUCAGCCCCAGAACAAGCCCCGGUGCCGCUAGGCCAGCUUCAAAGGAGCUGAAAGGCUCCUGGAGGCUGAGCGUGACCUUGGGUCCCUCUCUGGGUGCUCCCGCUGGCUGUGGUUCAGCAGCAGCUUGGCACCCCCGGCCCCUUGCUGCUGCUGUCCCCCCUGCCCCCCCUGCUUCUGCCCUCCCACUGCUGGACCUGCUGUGCCGGACCCUGGGAGCUCCUGCAGCAAGCUGAGCCUGCAGCAGUGGGAGUCUGUGCCUCUGCCCUGGGCUCCGACUUAGCUGCAGCCGAUUCCUGACCUCCUAGGGAAAGCCAAGCAGGAAUUCUCCCUCUUAGCAUUGCGAUUUGCAGAAGGACAGUCUCCCCAGGCUGGCGCAGGGGGGAUAUUUGCCUCUGCAGGGGUUUCCCCUCCUGCAGCCAUGCUCAGGGCAGACCACAGCUCCGCACGCUGCUGUCUCCUUUCCCAGCAGCCAGGGGUUUUGCAGGUGCUCACGACCCUGGGGGGUCUCAGCGAGAGCAGCCCCCAGGCACAGGGUCUGCAGCCCCAUGCCAGUGCUGUGUAGCCUUCAUUGUCUUGCUGGGGAUCAGCGGAGCACCCCUUGGUGCCCUUGGGCAGGAGACACAGCGCCCCACUCCCCCUCCGGCCUUUUUAUUGCUUAUAGGUGCUCUCCUAUAUUUUUAUUGUUUUUUCAGUUAUUUCAUUUCAGUGCGAAGCAUUUUUUCUACAUCAGUUGGCAGUCAGGCAGCACCAAAACCUCUGUGGUGGCCCCAACCUUUUUUUUUGUGGCAGACCCAGAGCAAAGAAAGAGCUCUCGACCUCUGUGCAGCGUCUGGGCUGCAGAAACGGUUUUCUUCCAAUGACCGUGACCUUCUUGCAGUCAGAGGCUGGGGAUACUCUGGCUCUCCACUGGCCCCAGCACAGGUCUGGGCUUUGUGAACUCUCACCAAUGGCUGGCAGCCAGCACCGAGGAUGCCGACGGCAAACGGCCCGGCGGUGCUGCUGGGCAGCCUCCAGCAGCAGCUGGAGCUGCGCCUGGUCUGCUCCAAGUGCAGCAUCAAGGAGAACGAGAUCACCUACCAGCUGCGAGAGGUGGAGCACAGGUGCAUGUAUGAGAUCCUCCUGGCUCGCUGCCACAGCCGUCGGAGCUCAGCCUGGAGGAAGGUGUCCAGGCGGCCGGGCUUCCCCAACCCGGCCCGCUACGCCGUCUGCAGGUACUACACAGCGGGGCUGGGCUGCAGCAGGCACAAGAGCCAGUGCACCUUCGCCUGGAGCUCGGAGGAGGCCAUAGUCUGGAACUUUGAGAGGGAGCAGCAGCUGGAGCGGCGCCAGCUGAAGGCAGCAGUGCUGCAGGAGCAGCUGGAGGGUCACCCCGCCACCACCCCCAACCCCACGGCCAGCGCCGCCAGCGAGAUCGCCAGCGAGUUCGGGGGGCAGUUCCAGGAGAUCUGCAAGCGUUGCUUCUUUGGCUGCCCCCAGCGGAUCUCAGUGGGUGGCCAGGGGCGGCUCUGCAAGUCCCACCGGACCUGGGACCCCCUCCUGGUGCACGUGGUGUCAGACAGCCGGAGGAAGCAGCAGUACUCUGCCAUCCGGCCCUUCCCCGAGUUCAUGCCAACCCUCAGCUACUGCAGGUUCGUCUCCAAGGGCCAGCCCUGCAAGCACGGCCCGCAGCGCUGCCGGUACGCACACAGCGACGUGGAGAUGGCCAUCUGGGAGGCCGAAAGGGAGCAUGGCCUGGUUCGCUCUGACCUGCUGCCGGCCGUGGGGACCAGCAGCACCAAUGGCGAGCUGGUGGCACCCACGCCGAUGCAAUUCUACUGCCGGGUCUGCCUGGUGACCUUCAGCUCGCAGGAGAGCUUUGAGAGCCACUGCGCCUCCGUGGAGCACGUGCAGAUGCUCUCGGAUGACAGCUCUGUCCAGUGGGUACACCGCACGCCACCGCUCGGGCUGACCAAGUUCUCGCUGUGUAGCAGAGCAGAGGUGUGUGAGAUGGGGAACAGCUGCACCAAGGCUCAUUCCCCUGAGGAGCUGCAGGAGUGGAUCCAGAGGGUGAAGGUUGCUGUGAAGAAAAAGAAGCAAGCGCUGAAGGAAGGGCUCUUGUCGUACCAGGACCGGCUCAUCGCUGAGUAUCAGAUGUGCUCCAACGAGGUGUUGAUUAUGGCUGAGCACGUUGAGGGUGUCAGAGUUGUGUGUAAGCAGCCCCUGCACGUGCAGUCGGAGGACAGGAAGAUGAAAUACUGCUGGAAGUUCAAGGUCCACUCCCAGAUGCCUCUGCAGCACGUGGCGCUACUGAAGCGGGAACCUGGAGUCAACUUCUACCUCUCGGGGAAUGGGCUUUCCCGGGGCCUCCACUACAUUCGGGGGGAGCACGUGGCCACCCUGGCCUCCUCCCCACCCGCCGCGCUGGUGGAGGUCUGCAUGGAGUGCUGCACGCUGGGCAUCUUCGAGCAGUGGGUGGUCUUUGACUUUGGCAAACGCCCUGUCCUCAUGCAGAAGAUCAAGGUGAAGGUGGGCCGGCGGGAGACCCCCCAGCACAUCCCCAGUAGCAGGGAGAGCAGCCGCCCCGUCAACUUUGUGCGAUGGGAUAGAGGUAACCGGAUCAUUGUUCCCAGCGUGCCAAGGACUGGUGAAGACAUGGCUCUGCUGGCUAAGUACAAACCUCCUGCUCUUGCGCUGGACUACCAAAGUGAGGGUGGUGCCACUGUUCCCAUCACCCGCCUCAACUAUCGCGAGAGGAUGCACAGAUUCCUUUUCCGUGAGGAAGAAGCUGAACAGGCCCUGGUUGCCAAACUCAACCUGCGGGUCCUCAUCAUGCUGACCCCCAUGCUGCAAAGCCUCUCUGUGGGGAUGAAGUUUGCCCUCUCUGGUGAGCUGUUUGCUGAAGUGCCUACCCCUUAUAACCUCUCGCCGGACACAGAUGAGGGGUAUCUGCUGAGCAGGUCUGUGCCCACCGCUUUCCUGGCACUUGACCCACCUGUAGACAAUCGGGUAUAUGAGGUUAGUGUGGAGCAUAAAGCCACCACAGAGAAGACCAUCUGGCUACAGAUACCAAAGAGAUGCUGCUUAGAGUUGAAAUUCAAGCCAAACACCUCCCACAAGGUGGAGAUCCAGUUCCAAAUCGACCAGCUGCUGUUCCGGCAGUGGCAUCAGGCUGUGGACCGCCUGUUGGAUGAGAAGCUGGUCCUACCAGAUGUUGCCAGUUGCUCUGUCCCCUACUCUCUUGGAUCACCACAGAAAGGGAACAGCAAGCAGAAACUAGCCAUCUCCUUCAUCACGGGCCAGGCAACCACCAGCCGGCAGGUCCCACCUCUUCUCAUCUACGGGCCCUUCGGCACCGGGAAGACGUUCACCUUGGCCAUGGCCACCAUGGAGAUCCUCAGACAGCCCAAAACACGGGUGCUGAUCUGCACUCACACUAACAGUGCUGCUGACAUCUAUAUCCGGGAGUAUUUCCAUCACUAUGUAACCAACGGGCAUCCGUGGGCUGUUCCCUUGAGGAUUAUAUCCACGGACCGUCCCAUCAACCUGACGGACUCCAUCACGCAGAUGUACUGCUGCAUCUCACCAGACCAGCGCUCCUUCCGCCACCCCACGCAGGUGGAGAUCGACAGGCACCGCAUCAUUAUUACCACCUCCAUGUUAUCCAAGAACUUGAAAGUUGCCCCUGGUUACUUCACCCACAUCAUGAUCGAUGAGGCUGCUCAGAUGCUGGAGUGCGAGGCUUUGGUUCCACUCUCCUACGCCACUUUUGAGACCCGGAUUGUCCUUGCUGGGGACCACAUGCAGAUAACCCCAAAGCUGUUCUGUGUUGAGGAUGGACAAUCUGCUGAUCACACCCUGUUAAACCGACUCUUUCAGUUCUACCAGAAAGAGAAGCAUGAAGUGGCCAUGAAAAGCAGGAUCAUCUUCAACGAGAAUUAUCGUUCCACUGCGGGCAUAAUUGAGUUUGUCUCCAAGCACUUCUACAUCGGCAAAGGCAAUGCUAUCCAAGCCAGCGGGAACAUCCCACCCCAUCCCGAAAUCUACCCGCUCGUGUUCUGCCACGUGUCUGGCGUGGCUGAAAGAGAUAUGUCCAUGAUUUCUUGGCACAAUGCCUCUGAGAUAAUACAAGUGGUUGAGAAAGUGAAGGAGAUCUAUCAGAGGUGGCCAGAUGAGUGGGGUGUCCGAGAUCUGAAGAGGAUCUGCGUGGUCUCCCAUGGGAUGCAGGUUUCUGCAACAAGACAAGAGCUGAGGAAAAAGCAACUGCAAGAAGUGGUGGUAGAAAACUAUGAAAACUUGCCAGGGCGGGAAUUCCGGGUCAUCAUCAUCAGCACAGUCCACACCAGUGAAAGCCUGCGCCUCUCAGCCUCCCACCACCUCGAGUUCUUCAACGAAGCCAGAGUGCUCAACACCAUCAUGACCCGGGCUCAGUCACUGGUUGUUGUGGUGGGGGAUGCCGUCGCCUUGUGCUCCCAUGGCCAGUGCAGCAAGGUGUGGAAACGCUUUAUCCAGCAGUGCAUCGAGAAGGGGAGCAUCUUCCCGGAGAACCUGACGAUGGCUCAGAUAAAACAGGCUGCAUGUGACAAAGAGAGCUGGAGCAAGAGGAGCCCGGAGGGCGAUGAGGAGGACAGUGACACGGAUUCCUGGAGCUCUGAGGCUGAGAGCAUGAAUCCCGAUGAUCCUAUCCUCCAGGAGCUCUUAGAUGAGAGCAAGAACGUGCUGGUGACGGUGUCUGAAGAAGGGCUGCUGAACGUGAAGUCUGAGGCUUCAAACCUGUGGAAAGACAGGCAGGAAUACGUCAGCUUCUCUUCUCGGAUGAUGCAGGAGUAUCUGCACAUGCACCCUAAAAUGUACAAGAGAUGCGAGCUGAUCAAAGAAGGGUUUGACAGAGCUUCUGCCUUCACCCUCAACGACUCCCCUGCGAUGACCAUUCAGAUCAAAGGCAGAGUUCACUGCGGGACAGCCUUCACGGGGGACGAGGUGCUCGUGGAAAUCCUGCAGAACAUCACGGCUGACAGCGGCAGCCACCGCCCUCAGGGGAAGGUGGUGGGCAUCUUAAAGCGCGCAGAGAGAGAAUGGACCUUCAUCUGCAUGAUGGAUGAAUUUGAUCCCCGGGUGAUGAUACCCAUCGAUCCCACUGUCACCAAAAUAUUCGUCCCAGGGCUGAAGGAGAAACCCAACGUCAUUCCCAUCCGCAGGCUUGUCAAUGGGAAGUACAGAGUGAUCAGCUGUGAGAAGAUCAGCCAGGAGAUGAGGAGAUGCCAGUUAUUCUGCGUCCAGGUUAUCUCCUGGCGGGAAGGGUUUUACUACCCUUUGGGAAUAAUAACGGAGAUUCUGCAUGCAGCGUUGACAUUGGAAGAAGGCUUAAAGAUCCUCAACUUGGAGUACAGUUUGGAGAAGAAAUACCCAUCUGCUGUCACCAAGGAGUUGGCCAAAUAUGCCUCCAGCAGCAAACUAAACUUCGCCAAGGAAAACCUGAAGGACUGUCGGAAUUACCUGACCUUCACUGUCGACCCCAAAGGUGCCAGGGAUUUGGAUGAUGCUGUCAGUGUUAGGGAUCUCGGGCAUCACUAUGAGAUUGGGAUCCACAUUGCAGACGUGGCUGCCAUCAUUCCCAAAGGCAGUGCCUUGGACCUGGAAGCAAAGAAGCGGGGUGUCACCUACUACGCUCCCAGCCAGGAGCCUCUGAGCAUGUUCCCACCCCACAUUAGCCAAGAUGUCUGCAGCCUCCUGCCACAGAAAGAUCGGCGUGUGAUCUCCUUAUUUGUCACGGUAGAAAAGACAACGGAUCGGAUGUUAAAGGGAGUCUUCACCAUCUCUGUGAUCUGCUCGGACAGGCAGCUGUCCUAUGAAGAGGCAGAGCUCUGCAUUAAGAGCCACUACAGAGGAGCGUCAGAGCCCCUGCGUUUCGAUACCCUGGAGGACUGCAUAGCUGUGGCUUAUCACUUCUCCAGGAUCCAUCGGAAGUUUCGGCUGCAGGAGGACUGUUUCUAUGACCGGCUGGAUGAGGAAAGCUCCCCAGGUAACAGGGGGUCCCAUCAGAUGAUAGAGGAGUUAAUGAUCAUGUUCAACAGUUUUGUGGCCGAGUUCCUCACCAACCAGGAGGACACGAGAAAUGCCACUCCUCUCCGGUGUCAGUGUGAGCCGAACCCUCAACAGUUAUCACUCAUGAAAAACAAGUACAACCACAUCCUUCCUUUGUCCAUCCAUCUCUCGCACCACCUGGGAGAAGUGCCUCCCAGCCAAGACUCCUCUAAAAAUGUGAAGUUCAGUUUCCUGGCCCCCAUCUGGCAGCACCUGCAGUCAGCUGCUAAUCGGCGUGACUUCCACAAGAUGCUAGACCUUGUCGUUACUGAUGACAUCCACCCAAAGCUGGCCCCCGUGGCCCUGGAGUUCAGGAGGCUACUUGGCCGCUCCUAUUUCAGUCGCUCCAACUCCACUGUCCAGUCGAAAGUGGGCCAUUACUCCCUGCACGUUGACUCGUACACCUGGGCUUCCUCUCCCAUCCGCCGGUACGUGGAUGUUGUGGUCCAGCGGCACCUUCAUUCUGUGCUCCACAAGAAGCCCAUCGUCUAUUCUUCGGAUGACAUUGAGUUUCUCUGUCGUGACUUCAACAAGAAGAAUUCCCAGGCAACGACGUAUGAGAAGAGAGCCCACUGCCUGCAGAUGGCCACCCAGCUGAAGGACCAAGCCCUGCAGAAGGUCGCCUUUGUAGUGGAUAUUGAAGGGAUGAACAAGUAUUUUAAAGCCCUGUUUCCACUGAACAAGGAGAGUCUUCCAGAUCCCCAGAGAAUUAGCUACAGGUCUCUUCAGCUGAUAGAGCAGCCCGUGUUCAUCGAGGAGCGGAACAGCAUCAAGCUCAUGUGGAAGAGGAGGGUGUACUCCAUGCAGACAAUGAAGGAGCACAGCCUGCGGGAAGGACCUCUCUGCGACUGCAGCGUCACCCUCUUCAGCACCCAGACUUGGCAAAACGUGCUCACGGCCAUCAGGAGAGAGGAGUUUGAGACCGCUGCCUCGCUCCUGGAGAAGAGCAAGGAGCUGUACCGGCGGCACGUGGGCCGGAUCAGGAGGAGCCCAUGCUCACACUACAUGGAGGUGUCCCUGGAGCUCAGCGCCGGCGACGUGCUGCAGUUCCAGCUCACCACCGAUGUCUACCGGGGCUUCCUGGUGCCCUUUGUGCAGCUGUGGUGCGUGAUGCCAGGCUUCGACAUCUGCCUGCAGCACGCAGAAAAGCCUGUUGAAUGCUUCUCUGCCUACGCCACCCUGCCAUCCAAAGACAAGUACAAGCACGUAACGGAGUACAGCAAGGUGUGGAUGCAGAUGAGCGCCAUAGAGUCUGCUUCGUGUGCGGUGGACAAAAAUGACUCGAUUAUCCUCCAUGAUGUGCAGAUAACCUGGGCGAGGCAAAGGACAAGCAAAGGACAGCUGCAAGGCAGUUUCCUCCUAAACAAAACGUUUUUGGAGGAGUGCUCUAUUGAAGUGGACUUCAACCACUGUUACUUGUGCAUUCGCUUGGGUGGGCUGAAGCUUGGGAGCCUUCAAAGCGAUGAGGAAUGCCUUAGCCAUGGCCUCCAGAAUCUGACUCUUCUUAACAAGGACAGCUCGGAAGGCAGACUUGUGGUUGAUCCAGAUACCUACACCUGGGUGGCUCACGGGGUCACUGAAGAGUUCAGCGACAACGCCAAGUCAGACAGGACUAGUCAGCACACUCUGACCUUUUACAUUCACUCUAUGUCUAUGAGGAACAUCCCUGUGGAAAUCUCACAGGCGUCUGCCACGUUCACAGUGGAGCUCAUACCAAAGAUGCUGCCAGAUAUACGGAAAGAAAAGGCAAUCUGGAGGCUCAAGCAUGCCUCUGAGCUUGCUAAAAGCAUUGCCCUUGGCCAUGAACCUCCUAAAAAAGAGACAGUGUCCAAAAUCCUGCAGCAAAAAUGCUUUGAUCUCCCUGGCAGCCACAGGAAGCUUAACCAGAGUCAGAACCAGGCUAUUCUAAAUGCUCUGAGAAAACCCUUCACGCUCAUCCAAGGCCCACCAGGCACAGGGAAAACCAUUGUUGGAACUCACAUUGUCUACUGGUUCCAUAAGCUGAAUGACGAUACCGUCAAGGAGCAAACACUUUCCCCUGAAGAAAAGCCCAAGGGGCAAAAGUGCAUCUUGUACUGUGGCCCAUCCAGGAAGUCUGUUGAUGUUGUUGCUGAGAUGCUGCUGAAGAUGAAGAACCUGAAACCGCUGAGGGUGUAUGGGGAGGCCGUUGAGGCAAUGGAAUUCCCGUACCCGGGGAGCAACCGGCAUUUCUCCCGCAAAGCCUUGCGGGAUGCAAAACCAAAGCGUGAGCUCAGCGAAAUAAUCCUGCAUCAUCGCAUCCGGCGGCCACCCAACCCUUUCUGUCAGUAUAUCUGUAACUUUGACGCUCGGAUGAGGAGAGGAGAGCAGAUAACAGAAGAAGAAACAAGGAAGUACAAAAAUCAGUUGUCGGCUGCUCGUAUGUUUGAACUGGAGGCCCAUGAUGUCAUCCUGUGCACGUGCUCUGCUGCAUCGGCCACCUCCCUGGAGCAGCUCAAUGUCAAGCAGAUAAUCAUUGAUGAGUGUGCCAUGUCCACAGAACCCGAGACCCUCAUCCCCUUGGUCAGCCACCCCCGUGCAGAGAAGGUUGUUUUGCUUGGGGAUCACAAACAGCUGCGGCCUGUGGUCAAAAAUGACCUCUGCAAGAGUCUUGGCAUGGAGACAUCCCUUUUUGAGCGCUACCGGAAUCAGGCGUGGAUGCUGGAUACACAAUACCGCAUGCACAAAAGCAUUUGUGAGUUCCCGUCGCAGGAGUUUUAUGAAACGCGGCUGAAAACAUGCCCCCAGCCUCAUCAUAAACGCAGUGUCUUCCACCACAAAAAUAACAACUGCUGCCCGAUCAUCUUUGGGCACAUGGAAGGGAAGGAGCAGAGCCUCAUGAUUUCUACUGAGGAAGGAAAUGAGAACUCCAAAGCUAACCUAGAAGAAGCGAUGCAGGCGGUGAGGAUCGCGAAGCAGCUGACACUAGAUGGCACCAUCCAGCCGGAGAGCAUCGCCAUCCUGAGCCCCUACAGCGCCCAGGUGUCUGAGAUCGGCAAGAGCCUUCAGAAGGAGGGCAUCAGCGGAGUGACCGCCUGCACCAUCAACAACAGCCAAGGAAGUGAGUGGAGAUACGUGAUCCUGUCGACUGUACGCUCCUGCCCCCGAUCAGAGAUCGAUAGGAAGCCCACCAAGAGCUGGCAGAAGAAGUACCUGGGGUUCGUUACCGACCCAAACCAGGUCAACGUCGGCAUCACGCGCGCUCAGGAAGGACUCUGCAUUAUAGGGAACCGGUACCUCCUGGAGUGCAACCCGUUGUGGAAGAAACUGCUCCAGCAUUACAGACAGCACAACUGCGUCACUGCAGCCCAGGGGAUCCUCGUCAGCAAGGUUUCAGCCUUCCGCCGAUGAGGAUGGUUUGUACCUUGAUGAGCUUGUCCCGCUCUGCCUGAACUGCGUUACGUGUGCCUUGGGAAGGACACAAUCUUUCCAUUGUUUAAUGACCUACAGAGCCAAAUGCAGCGGGGGAGCCAGGAUCUGCCCCUGCUUGGUGACAGCUCAGCUUCAGUGCGUGCUUUGGCAUCUUGGGUUUUUUUUAAUCAGUGCAACCUUGGACAGGACCUUUCAGCUGUAGCAAACCAAAAAGCAUUUGAAAUGGAUGGCUGGGUCUGUGACUUUGAUGAUGAUACUAUUUUUUUAACUGUAAGAUUUUCAGCGGAGCCCCCAUCCUCUCUGCCAGUGCAGCUGCACUUUGGGGACCAAAUACUCAGUCCAUUCGCAUGAAGGGUGGAACAACCGCGCAACGGAGCCACACGGCAAGCUGCGAUUUGCCAUAGAGGACCAAAGCUUCUGAGUACUACCACUCCUUUUAAAACCAAGGCCAGGGAAUUUUUAAGACUUCUCAUUUCUCAAAGCAGAAAACCAAUUUUGUUUCUGUUUUUCUGUUGUUUUGGUUCUUUUUUAAAUGAAGGAAAAAAGCAAAGAGACAACGAUGCACCACUCUUUGUCUAACCGAAAUGCUGUUCUCUAAGCAUGUAAAUAUCACAGAGCCAAGGCCAAGUUGAUUUUGUAAAUAGAUGUACUUAUUCUUUGUACAAAGGAUGUUGUCCUCACCAGUAUAAAGUUAAUGAAAAGUGAGGACCACUCCUACCAGGAAACAUUGGAAUUUGUAAGCAUAUUUUAAACUGUUCUGAGUUUUAUCUGAAAUCUCCUACAAGAGGCCCCCCCUUUCCUACCCAAUAUUUUUUUAAAGCUGCUUCUAAUUUAUUAUUUUUUAAUUCUGUGAAUUUGUUUCACAGUCUUAUGGCAUAAGUUUUUAAGAGCAGUGAUGGAAAUUUGUUAAAUAUACCACAACAUAUAUGUGUAUAAGGUUGUUGGGUUUUUUUAAUUGUAAGUAUCCAAACUGCUGUGAACUGGAAGCUGUGAUUCAUUAGAGAAGGCUGCUUUUGCCCAGUAACGUAUGGCUGAUACAGAUGUAUAGUGGUGAAGCGGUGCUCUCUGCUGAAUCAUGGAGCUGCUUUUUGAGGCAUGGUAGUUUUGAGGGAGGCUGUCUUUUAUCUCAUUUCAAUUCUGAAUGUAUGAAGUGCCUGCCUCAGCUCUCCUCAAGACCACACGCCUGGCUGUCUCUAGAUGUUCACGUGGGAUGGAGCCAGGAUGCAAUCGCAGUGGUUGUGCACCAAGGAUAUAGCGUGCUGGGACACGGGUCCUCCUCAGCAUAAGUGAGGGGUCCCCGUGACUUCACAGCACGAUGGCAGGGAUGAAUUUUAUGCUGUGUUUGCAACCGAAAAUGCAGCAUGGCUCUUCCCAGUGUGGUGGAAUGUGCAAUAAGAAAGUGUUGUAUCUGGAAGAGUCCUUGGGUAACGCUGUUUCUUCUCAUGCGUUUGUGUUAGACUUGACUCAAGAACCUAUGGAGAAAUUUUGUUGUUCUCUUCCUUAUUUGAAACUACCUUCCUGCACUUCUGCAUUUGGUGGGUUUGAUUUGUAUGCUAGAGACCACCCAGGCUUGCUCUUGUCUUUCUGAAGCAUGAUAACAAGCACGUGGUUGGUGACGCCAUGAGGGACAAAAGCCUAUGGGAAGUACUUCUUGCUGGUUCUAAAGGUGCUUGACAAAAGCUGGUAAGAUGUAAAGUUCAUUGUUCCUCUUUGAAGUUAUCGUGGCUGGGAUCUUAAAAGAUUCUAUGCUAGCCUGAUUUUGCAAAUAUUGCAAUUCCAAAAUAAGCUUGUAUGGAAAUCAUUUUGUAGACUACUGAAAUGCAAUCUCCAAGAUGAUGUGGAGAAUCACAAAAGGUGCUGGAAUUGUUGGGAUAAAUACUUUAUCAUGGUGCCAGCAUAAUUCCAAAAUGUCACCCUGGUCCCAUUAGAACCAGCAGGUCUCAUUUUCAUGACCUAAUGAAUAGUCUCUCCCCUGUUAUUUUUUUGCUGGUUAUUUCAUUACAUGUAACACAAACGAGGAGACUCACCCCAAGCGUAGUGGCUCUUAGCCCAACGCUCUUGUGUGAGGUUUAGCUGUGUGUUUGUAUAGACUGAGAAAGAGAUUUCACAAAGCAUCUCCCUUUGCCCUCAGCAGGGAAAAGAUGUUUACUGCUUCUCCUUGGAGGGUAACGGCUAGACUGAAUGCUUUGCAUGGUCACCUCUGUGUUGCAAGACAACAUACUUUUUGUUUUUAUUUUCCCCCUGAAGAUGCAUUUUGUGACUGGUGUUUAGAAAACGCUGCCCUAGACCACACAAGCAGCAGUAACAGCCAGGCUGGACUCGGGCUCUUUGGGCUGAGAGCAGGUACCUGUAGAGUUGGUCAUGCAGCUGCAAUAGUCAGGGAAUAGCAGAAAGUGCAAUUAAUCAACCUUUUUAUAGACUGUUAGUGAUGGCUAAAUAUCAUGUUCUUGUUCUUACGCUCAUAGAUAGAGAAUCAUAUAAAUGAAUAAGAGAAAAGAAGUUCAAAGUAGUCCGGUUUCAUUUGCACACAGAGCUUUGAAUUUACCUUUGAAUUUUAUGUUCAAGCACAUAUUCUUAAAAUACUUUAAAAAAAAUACGAAACCACCAAACCUUUGAUAAUUCCGAUAGGAAACCACUGGCAGCAUGGUGCACAGGGUAUCUGUCUGAUCACAGCCUCUAUGUUUUCCACAGCUCACAGAAGAAAGUAUUUUUGCAGGGCACAAAUGUCAGUUAAUCCAACAAGAUCAUUUCCUUGGCACUGACUAGAGCUUGAGGCCAAGCUGAACAAGGGGAACCUGCACACGCAGCAGGCAGUGUGCCAGGCAUCAGCCUGAGAUAGUCGGAGCGGUUGUAGCCAUUGCCCUGUGUCCUGCUCGGACUGGCAGUGAAAUUACAGACAUCCAGAACUAGGAAACCUCUCCUUGGCUCCAGCUGGCCAAGGAGAAGCCCACUGGACUGUUUUUGAGGAUUUGGACAGAUCUGUAUAGGACAAUCAAUUUACUGCAAUAAAUUGUUGGGAUUUUUUAAAAUGGAAAUGAAAUGUUAAGUGUCAUGAAGUGUAAAUUAAGGAACUCUAAAUGUGGCAGGUUUUUAUCUUUUGUAUGUCUGUGACUGGCAGCAAACCUCAGAUGAUGUUUUGGAUACAAAUAUUUUUACCUGCUUCUACCGUUUAUAAGAAUGAACCUCAACAUUCCUUUUUUGAUACUUAAGCCAUAAUUGUAAAAAUUAUUUGAAUUUAUUUAAAUAAUAA
Falco peregrinus (peregrine falcon) is the source of this 14859-nucleotide messenger RNA. It is a transcript of the gene HELZ2, whose product is annotated as helicase with zinc finger 2. Bases 3129 to 11588 code for a protein of 2819 amino acids. The record is from RefSeq and is a predicted model, not a curated record. The transcript is spliced from 21 exons. Gene Ontology annotation, molecular function: metal ion binding; RNA binding; 5'-3' DNA helicase activity. Lineage: Eukaryota; Metazoa; Chordata; Aves; Falconiformes; Falconidae.